GCCCCUCAUUGCUUGCCAAUUUGGCUACCAGACUAUGCUGUCAGUGGAUAAUCGCAUCCUCUGAGCUACAGGUCUGGCACCUGACCGGCAACUAUAAAUGGCAGCAGGAUCAUUUUACCAAGGGAUGAGUGACCCCUGGAUAUGACCUUUACCCCCUCCUUUUUCUUUUUGGCUUCUUGCUUACCAGGCUCCCUUCUCUGUCCAUACUGGGGGGCACAAUGGGGAGUGUGGGCAGCCUCCUCUCUGGGCAUGGCUUCAGCAGCAAGCACGGAAGAGGCUCUCAGCACCGUAGCCGAAAAGCACCGCACCUCAAAAAGCUGAGUCGUUGCUCAGAUGGCAUUCUCCGAUUUGGCUUCUCCCAGGAAUCAGGACACAACAUGGGAGGGGGAUCUAAGAUGGGCCGGAGCGAAGACUUCUUCUACAUCAAAGUAAGCCAGAAAUCACAUGUAGGACCAAGGCAGGAGUACCAUGGAGGAGUGACCAACACUGAGCCGGAAAGCCAACCGGUCCAGGAGUAUACUGUACCACCGAACAAGACCUGUAACCAACCCAGCAUGAUUCACUUUCCCAAACGGCUAGAGCUGGAAAUGAAUGCCCUGCGCCCCUCACCCCUGAAGCCUGGAAUGCGCAGGAACUCGGCUGUCACAUGUUACCCAGCUGCGGAAAGUGGUCCGCAACUCUCUCUAUACUACCGGCCAGACCGUGCACGGGAGGCGGAGAGCAGGGCUGGACACUGCAUGGGAGGCAUGUCGGAAUCUGGCAGAAACUCCAUGUCCAGCCUUCCAACUCAUCCCAGCAAGUUGGGCACUGCAUGUCAACUGGAUGCUUUAUUAAUGCCAACAGGGCGUUUUGGAGGCAGUGCCCACAACAUCACCCAGAGCUCCCGAAGCAACAUGCUGAGCCUUAGAGCUAUGUCCUUGUCAGAUGGUGGGAAUGCUAAUAAAAUAAUAAGUGUCCCCACUAAAUCAGGCCUAAGGUCUCCUCCGUCUUGUGAAGACUUGGCAAGAGCAGAGCCUGGGGAAAGCGCAGAUGAAGGUCACAGAGGAGGUAUAUCCAGGUCCAGGCAGAGUUCGCAGAGAGGACAGAGAGGCCAGCACAUGCUACAGAUUCAGGUGGCACAGGAGAGGGAAUCCAUGGAGAGCAAGGUACGAGGGUAUGAAAAGGAGAAGAAGAUUGCCAUUAGCCCAUCACUUGAAGAGACACAGUGGGAGGUAUGCCAGAAAUCAGGGGAGAUUGCAUCACUGCGUCAGCAGUUACGGGAGACCCAGGAGGAGUCUUCCCUUCGUGCCAGUGAAAUUCUCAGUUUGAAAGCCCAACUGCGGGAGACUAAAGGCCGAGCGGAGGCCCAAGAGCAGCGGGCUAGAGAAGCAGAGGAAAGACUACGUGUAGCAGAGUCAGAAAGGGGGGACAGGGAAGACACUGUAUUAUCUGAGGCUGAGCUGGAGACCCUCCGCACAGAGCUUGAGGCAGAACGUCAGAACAAUGAGCAGAUGACAGAUGUGUUCCAGAGGGAGAGGAAAACAUGGCGAGACGAGAAGGAGAAGGUCAUCCGUUACCAGCGCCAGCUGCAGCAAAACUACCUUCAUAUGUGUCAACGAUGUCAGGCCCUUGAGCAAAGGCUGCGGGCUUUGAGUGGAGAAGACCUGGACGACGGACCCAUCAUGACUCUGCCUGAUAUGGAGCUCUCCUUCCAGGACAUAUUAGCUACUGAGAUCUGACUGGGGUAGGAAAUGGAGUAUGUAGGGGCAAAUAUGAGUCAGGAUGAAUGUGCUGUAAGUAAGACAGAAUGUAUGGAGCAUGGAAGCAUAUUGUGAGAGGGCAAAUGUGAAUCAAAGAAACAUGAGUACUAUGGCCAUGAGGAAGAUGUAUCAAACCUUCAAAAGUGAUAAAGUGGAGAAGCUGUCCAUAGCAACCAUUUUAUCUCUCAAAGGUUUGAUAUAUCUCCCCAGAGUGAGAAUAUACAGUAUGGACCACAUAAGUAGAGUAUGAGUGAGAGGGUGAGUGCAUUGUGUGUACCUUGUGUGUCUACUGUGUGAUUUGUACAAAGUGGUUGUAUACUGCCAUGCGAGUACACACACAAUAUAUUGUGUGUGUAAAGAGCUCUUCUUAUUACACCCUAUGUGGUUCUCUUUGUUCCUUGAUCAUUUUGUGCAUAUCACCACAACACCACAACUGGUCCAUGUGUUGUGGAACUUGUGCCGAACACAGUCUGUAUGUGGUUUGGUGCACUAGUAGGAGUAAAGAUAUCCUAGUGAAAUUUCAGGGUAGGUUAUCAACAGGGUCCAACAGAACAGUCCUCUAUGGGACAUUGUAGUCCUCUACGAGACAUCUGGAGAAAGAAGAGUCAGAAAAGAGCCACCUAUGGAGGAAAGUGGUGCUAAUGGAAUAAUACUGUGCUGGUUUUUCACAGAUUGGGCCUGAUGAGCAACUUGGAUCUGGUGGAAGGCGGAGCUAAGGGAACAUUGCUCUUGUGAUGUCAGAUCAUGGUGGGUGGAGUUAGCAGAUAACUCUCUUUAUAGUGGGUUAGACAAGCUGACAAUGGACUGCGCUGGCCUCUCGCAGGCCGGAUAUAGCUACAGGUGGAUGCACUGUGAGGGAAUUCAGUGACUAUUGUGAUGCUAAGCCUUCGUGAAUGUGGGGUGGUGGAAAUGUUACGCCAAACCCUCUUGUUAAUAUUUGGGUCGGGAAGCCAUAACUCUUUGUGUCUGGUGCAGCCUGGAAGCUGCUAACUGGGUAACACAAUUUGAGAUUUGAUGUUUAUAUUAUUUAAAUAAAGAAAUCUCCCAGAUUA
Messenger RNA from Pseudophryne corroboree (corroboree frog), 2791 nucleotides. It is a transcript of the gene LZTS1, whose product is annotated as leucine zipper tumor suppressor 1. Bases 219 to 1718 code for a protein of 499 amino acids. The transcript is spliced from 4 exons. The record is from RefSeq and is a predicted model, not a curated record. Gene Ontology annotation, cellular component: dendritic spine. Gene Ontology annotation, biological process: regulation of synaptic plasticity; regulation of dendrite morphogenesis. NCBI's taxonomy places the organism in Eukaryota, Metazoa, Chordata, Amphibia, Anura, Myobatrachidae.